Molecule: messenger RNA, 876 nt
Organism: Danaus chrysippus (African queen)
Lineage: Eukaryota; Metazoa; Arthropoda; Insecta; Lepidoptera; Nymphalidae
Source: the annotation of a GenBank genome assembly
AUGGUGUUUUGUUACAAGAUUAUAACAGAGUCACCGCGCCGUUCGAGAUGUUCCUCACCGAGAAAAGACUUGACACAAUUCUUUAUACCGAACGUAUCCUCAGAAUUUAUAAGCUCCUACGAUUAUGAAGAAGGCAAAAACGUCUGGGAUGAAAUACCUGAACGAGACUGGCGUUUGCUUGGAGCUCUCGCUAAGAAGAGGGAAGAACAAGAAGAGAGGGAGAAAUUAGCGGAUCAGUUUCAGAAGAUGUGGCUGAAGGAAAAAGAAAAUCGGCAAAUGGUAGAAGCAGAAACAUCAGAGCAGUAUAAACGAUACCUACAUAAGAAGAGGUCUCACGAAAAGUACCUCCAAGAGUACAAGAGAAUGCAGAGGGCAGAGCAGCAACAGGCUAGGGUUGGGCAACUGAUAGAUUGCAUCAAACACAAAGAGGAAAGAAGCAAGGAUGUAUUGGCUUGGAGGGAUGAUAGGAAGAUAACACAAAUAAUCGGUAAGGCAGUGGAAGAGGAGGCCCGAGCACAGUUAGCAGCUGAUCGACGCCAGCAGCGAAGGCUUGAAGACGAAUGGAGAAAGACGGUUGAACUGGUGGAUACCACAAGACGAUCGGAAGAUGCACGGAAACGGAGGAGGGCCAGAUUGAGAGAAGAGUCACAGCGUCUAGCAAUUACAAAUGCUCUGACGUCAUGGGAGACGUCCUUGGUUCGUCAGGAGGUAGCCGCUGCUGAGGCCGGGAGACGAGCUCUCGUGUCCGCAUCUCUGGCUGUCAAAGACGAGAAGACUUGGCGAAUACAACAAGCUAAGAACACACGGAGAGAACGAGGUAGAAACAUAGCGGCGAUCACAGCUAUGAUGAGAGAAGCCGUCAGAAACGGGAGAUAG